AUACAUAUUGAUUCAAAAAGUUUUUAAUAUAAAUCAAAAAAUGAACUUUCGUCAUUUUUGUUUGGUUCUCUCAUUCGUCCACCUCGCCAUAGGCGGUCCAGCAAUUCGACAUAAUGUUCCGCUGACACAAGAUAUGCCAGCAUCCCACCAGAGAACACAAAUAGGAACCGAGCAAAGUGCAGAGCAAGAUGCUGCUUCCAUGACGACAGAUACUGCUGGCUCAGCAGUGACCGAUGCCACUGACCCAAAUAUGGGCGGCUCACAAAGUGGUUCCACACCAACAGCCGUGGACGCAAACUCGAACGAUACGAGUAGCGAAAAUUCUCAAGUCGGGGAGUUGCAAAAUACUUUGAUCCACCCGGGGGGUGAGAUCGAAAAGGUGUACACGGGAAAACCAGAGGAAGUGGAAAAUAAACUCAAGGAUGGUGCAGAGCAAAUUGACACUCUCACAAAAUCUGAUGGCGAGAUAGAAAAGAUCUACGUCGGAGAACCUACGAAGAACAAUUCAACCAAUACAGAAGAAAGUAAAAUACAGAAGGAAGCUACCGCAACACUUGCCCAUGACACAUUCAACAUAAGCAUUCCGCUGAAGGAAAAAACCCCGGCUGUGUUCAAAUACAUUGGCAACGAGACGGAGGGAGUAUAUCUAAAAUCUGCAGCAUCUGAAAACUUUAAAACAAACUGUGUUUCGGAGCACAACAAGAAGCGAUUCAUUCACAAUGCUCGUCCACUCGUGUGGAGUGACAAAAUCGCACAGAGCGCACAAACCUGGGCCGACCAUCUGGCAGAGAUCGAUAGCGACAUACAGGACCCAGGCAAUAAAAAAUACGGAGAAAAUAUAUUCUGGACAAGACCCCAGCUGCCUGAAGAUGAGUUGUGUAAGGCAGCCGUAGAUGAAUGGUAUAACGAAGUAAAGCUGUACGAUUUCUCCGCCUCACACAAACGAAAUUUUGAUCCCCAACCGGUGAAUGAGUUCAUACAGCUGGUAUAUGAGGGACAAACACGUGAAGUGGGCGUGGCCUUCUCGCUCAGUCGCACUAACAAGCAAUACGUUGUUGCCCGGUAUUACAAAAAACGCAACAAUAUGAUGUUGGAUUCUGAAGUGCACCCGGCUCAUUCAGAUGGUGCGAAAGUGCGAUUUGACAAGCCAGUUUAUCAAAGAUACAACAUGAUCGUGCGCCUUCCGCAUAUUCCGUGGCUUCCCCAAUACGAGCAGCCGAAUUCGCCCGUCUCCCAACAUCUGGAAAACAAGAUGAAGAACGCGUUCAAGGCGACAUUCCAGGAAACUCCAACGAUAACAAGCCUGGUCGACCUCAAAAUGAAUUCAUUCAAGUUGGAUGACCGACAACCCGAGAGCGCCAUCCUAGCCGACAUCGAUGUGAAAUUUUAUCCUUAUGUGAAGGAUCCGAUCCAGAGAUUGAAGAAUAGUAUCUUCCACGGGCAACUGAACGGAAUGGCUAUGGACGAUAACUUCCUGAAAGUUUUCAACAAAACAGGUUUUUACGAGCCCCCGACAUCGUGGAAGGAGAAAAUGACGAGCACUGACCUUCAAGCUGAUCUGAAUGCGCCCAACAUGGCAAUCGAUCCUAUAACGGGUGCACCAACCAACAUCAAAUAUCCCCAAUCGAUCUCCGAAGAUAUAGACCUGGUCGAUCGUAAACCUUGCCAGGGCGGGGUCUGUGAGACGUAUUUGAUUAAAGACAGAUGCAAUGGAAACUCCGAAAACUGUCCUCCAUUAUCAGCAAUGCAAUCGGAUUCAACACCGUCCAGUUCCGUUUCGACGCAGCCUACGAACAGUUAUACGCCACAGCCAUGUUGCGACCAGAUGCCAACUCCCACCCCCUGCCUUGCGCUAGCGUGUCCACCGCCACCCGCGUGUAAUCCAACCUGCAAAUCCCGCGUGCCCGGCAAUUGGCCCCCGGAAUUUUAUAGAAGGGGGAAGAUCACAACUAGAAGAAAUUCUGAUGGUGAUAAAUGAAAGCUGCAAGUCGUCACGCGUAAAUGGAUCGGUCCAAUGUAUAUAUUUUUAAAGAAAUAUUCUUGAAACAAUACUCGAUGGCCAUUGUCUAAAGCUAAAACUAAAAGGAAUGAUCAUGACUGUGUUCGGGGUUGUCUACGUUAAGUAAGACUAGCCAAUAUGAAAGUAAAGUAUCGACAAAUUCGAGGAAGUUGUGAUAUUCUUAUAAUAAAUACAAUUGGCCAGCACACAAAACAUUUGAUGUGGCAAUAAAAUGUUUUUAUACAUCACAUAAUUCAUGGCAUUUUUCGAUGUCUGAGCUGCGCAAUUGUAUUCAAUAUCAACAAUUACCUAGAAAGUUUUCACUGUUUUCUCACUGUUGUAUUAAUACUUAACCACAGCUAACAUCGAUUAAAUAAUUAAAUAACCAAUCAAUAGCGUGCAA
This is a messenger RNA of Xenia sp. Carnegie-2017, 2402 nucleotides long. RefSeq lists its product as uncharacterized. The transcript is spliced from 12 exons. NCBI's taxonomy places the organism in Eukaryota, Metazoa, Cnidaria, Anthozoa, Malacalcyonacea, Xeniidae. The record is from RefSeq and is a predicted model, not a curated record. The coding region runs from base 41 to 1978 and encodes 645 amino acids.